AUGUCGAGGAAGAACACUGGUUUCUCCGGGACGGGAGGUGGUGGUGGCGGCGGCGGCUACUACCACCUACCUAUAACCGACAUUGUGAUCACAAAGCGGGAAGGCCAGAAGGUCAAGACUGUGCAGGUUGUCCGUGCCGAUGGUGCCGACGACGAGCUCAUCGAGAUGUCGUACGUCAGCACCAAGGUGAUCGGCAAGGGAACAUUCGGCGUCGUCCAGCAGAUCAAGCUGGUCGACACGGGCGAGGUGUACGCCGUCAAGUGGGUGCGUCAGGACCGCAAGUUCAAGAACCGCGAGCUGCAGAUCAUCCGCUCCCUGUCCCAUCCCAACAUCACGCGGCUCUGCUACUUCUUCUGCACGCUGGACAAGAACAAGGACACCGUCUACCUGAACCUCAUCAUGGAGUACAUUCCCGAGACUGUGCACAGGGUCAUCAUGCACUACAGCCGGAACAAGCACACCUUCCCGCUCUUUUUUAUCAAGCUCUACAUGUACCAGGUUCUGAGGGGACUGGCGUACAUCCACAUGCUGGGCAUCUGCCACAGGGACAUCAAGCCCCAAAACUUGCUGUGCGACCCCGACAAGUGCAUCGUCAAGGUAUGCGACUUCGGCUCAGCCAAGAUUCUCAUCAAAGAUGAACCGAACGUGGCGUACAUCUGCUCCCGCUACUACCGAGCCCCCGAACUCAUCCUGGGCGCGACUGAGUACACGACAAUGGUCGAUGUCUGGUCGGCCGGCUGUGUUCUCGCCGAGUUCUUCAUCGCGAGACCCGUGUUCCCGGGUGACAGCAACCUGGACCAGUUCUCCGAGAUCAUGCGCGUCCUAGGCACGCCCACCGAGGAGCAGGUUCUCCAGAUGAACCCCAACUGGACCGAAUGCCGGUUCCCAAAGCGCAAGGCGCAGGCCUGGGACAAGGUUCUCGAUGGCAAAGGCACGCCCAAGGCAAUCGAUCUUCUGGCUAGGCUUCUGGACUACGUGCCCACUAAAAGAAUGACCUGCUUCGACGGCAUGGCGCAUGCCUUCUUCGACGACCUGCGUCUCGCGGGGGCCACGCUGCCUGACGGCGGACCCUUACCGCCCCUGUUCAACUUCUCGGCCGAGGAGCUCCAGGUCAAUCCGGCCAUCAAUCAUCUACUACGGCCACAGCACGCUGGCGGUGCCAGCAACACCAUGUCCAGGAAAUCUUCGUUACCCCGGAAGUGACAACCGCCUGUCCUGUCCGAGCUAGAUUUUUUUGUCCUCUUGCAUGCUGGGGCCUUGUUCAAUUCUGGAUAGGAGUGGACCGACUGGGCUCAGUUAAAUCGUCCAAGGCUUUUGUACCAAAAAAACACCAGGCCCGGAAACAUUUUAUCUCUUGGUGUUCUCUUCUAUCACAAUGUGGCUCUCUUGUCGCUUUUCUUUUCUUUUUAAUCCGCCCUGCGCCAUUAAUUGGCCGACUAUCUUGAUGUCAACAAGAGAAGGAAGAACAUGUGAGAAAUAAGUACAGCGCCUCACUCAUGGUUCAGCGGUGAGUUUCUUUGAGACUGGCGCGAGUACAGGUCGGCCACUGUGUUGCGGGAUGACUAUAGCCAGAACCGAGGGGCAAGUGGUGUCUUACCUGUGUAUAAAAUGCAUGCUCUUUCACUCUCACCUCUUCCUGGUUGCAAGUUGUCGAAACUACGUGUGUGAUUCACAGUGUAGUGCGUGUCUUAUGUCAUUUUUAAGUCGCCAGCAAAAUUGCCCAUUUCAUGCCAAUAUGCGCACAGACGCGAUAAAACGCACAGAUUUUAUUCCCACUAGUACCCUGUUCUUGUAAACUCUGAUCAUCUUAUCCGUGACGAAACUGCUUACAUGCCAGAAAAAUAAAAAUCAGUACAACUUGUC
This is a messenger RNA of Rhipicephalus microplus (southern cattle tick), 1863 nucleotides long. RefSeq names its product glycogen synthase kinase-3. The record is from RefSeq and is a predicted model, not a curated record. Gene Ontology annotation, biological process: protein phosphorylation. Gene Ontology annotation, molecular function: protein kinase activity; ATP binding. NCBI's taxonomy places the organism in Eukaryota, Metazoa, Arthropoda, Arachnida, Ixodida, Ixodidae.